Neomonachus schauinslandi (Hawaiian monk seal) is the source of this 1287-nucleotide messenger RNA. It is a transcript of the gene ANKDD1A, whose product is annotated as ankyrin repeat and death domain containing 1A. The record is from RefSeq and is a predicted model, not a curated record. Gene Ontology annotation, molecular function: protein binding. Gene Ontology annotation, biological process: signal transduction. The transcript is spliced from 12 exons. Lineage: Eukaryota; Metazoa; Chordata; Mammalia; Carnivora; Phocidae. The coding region runs from base 1 to 1287 and encodes 428 amino acids.
AUGAACGCGCUUCUCCUGUCUGCCUGGUUCGGCCACUUACGGAUCCUCCAGAUCCUGGUCAACUCUGGGGCCAAGAUCCACUGUGAGAACAAGGACGGCCUGACCUUACUACACUGUGCGGCCCAAAAAGGCCACGUGCCGGUGCUGGCGUUCAUAAUGGAGGACCUGGAGGAUGUGCCCCUGGACCAUGCUGACAAGCUGGGAAGGACGGCGUUCCAUCGGGCUGCUGAACACGGGCAGCUGGAUGCUCUGGACUUCCUUGUGGGCUCUGGCUGUGACCACAGUGUGAAAGACAAGGAGGGGAACACGGCCCUUCACCUGGCUGCCGGCCAGGGCCACCUGGCUGUGCUGCGGCGGCUUGUGGACAUCAGGCUGGACCUGGAGGAGCAGAACGCGGAAGGUCUGACUGCCCUGCAUGUGGCGGCUGAAGGUGUCCACCCUGACUGUGUACAGCUGCUCCUUGAGGCCGGGAGCUGUGUGAACGCCCUCACCCAGAAAAAACAGAGCUGCCUCCACUACGCAGUCCUCUGUGGCUCUGAGGACGUGGCCCGGGCCCUCAUCCAUGCAGGAGGCCACACCAAUGUGGCUGAUCAUCAGGGCGCCUCUCCUCUGCACCUGGCUGUGAAGCACCACUUCCCUGCCUUGGUCCGGCUUCUCAUCAACGCCGGCAGUGACCUGGAUGCCACCGACAAUAGGCAGCAGACACCCCUCCACCUUGCUGCUGAGCACGCCAGGCAGGACAUAGCGGAGAUGCUCCUCAUCGCGGGGGUUGACUUAAACCUGAGAGAUAAGCAAGGGAAAACUGCCCUGGCGGUGGCCGCUCGCAGCAACCACAUCAGCCUGGUGGACAUGAUCAUAAAGGCUGAUCGCCUCUACACGUGGGAGAAGGAUCACUUCUGGCACAGGGACCCCAGGGAUCGCUGUGGGAAGAACUUGACCUUUAAGCAGGACCAUCGGCAGGAAGGGCGGCAAUUCUCCUGUGUGCUGUGGCGACUGGCCUCCAGGGACCUGCGGCCUCAUGAGUGGAAGAAGCUCGCAUAUUGUUGGGAGUUCACUGAGGCCCACGUCCACGCCAUCGAGCAGCAGUGGACAGGCACCAAGAGCUACCAGGAGCACGGCCACCGGAUGCUGCUCAUCUGGCUGCAUGGUGUGGCCACAGCCGGUGAGAACCCCAGCAAAGCACUGUUUGAGAGCCUCAUGGCCAUUGACAGGAGGGACCUAGCUGAAAGCGUCAGGAAGAAAGCAAAUGCUGACCCGAGGGCCCCCAGCAGGUGCACGGCCAUGUAA